AAUAGAAGUGUCACUGUGAGCCUUUGCCUUAAUACCGUGGGCCUAGCAGCCUCCAGAUGAAGAUGUAGAACUCGCAGCUCCUCCUGCACCAAGCCUGCCUACACACUGCUAUGUUCCUGACUUGAUUAUGACAGAUGAACCUCUGAACCUAUUUAUAAGAAAGAUGUGUAAGAGAUGAUCUACCUAUAUGCGGAAAACUGUACUGUAUUCUAGAGAAAUAAAAAAGUUUCAUCCAAGUCCUAUAUUGAGCAGAAAGAAGGCCUUUGGGCAACACAGGGAACAGGAAGUUCAGAUGAGUUUCACUAUGUAGCCCAAGCUUGAGUCUAUGAUCCACCUGCCUUAGCCUUUUAGUAGCUUGGAUUAUUCUGCAACACCUGACUAUUAAUAUUUCUAAGCUGAAAAAUCAAAAUUACUGCUUUUGAAACAAAGAUGGUUAAGGAAAGGUGUCAGAAAAGGUCCUUUCAAGAUACUCUUGAAGACAUUAAGAAGCGAAUGAAAGAAAAAAGGAAUAAAAACCUGGCGGAGGUUGGCAAACGCAAGUCCUUUAUUGUUGCACCGUGCCAAGUAUCCACUAACACUUCUACACUACUAAAAUAUUACCAAGAUAACAACAGGUUGUUAGUUUUGGCUUUGGAAAAUGAGAAGUCCAAAGUGAGAGAAGCACAAGAUAUCAUCCUACAGCUGAGAAGAGAGUGCUACCACCUCACCUGCCAGCUGUGUACACUGAAAGAGAAGCUAACCUCCCGACAACGUGACGAAGGUGCCCAGCAGAACUGGAAAGAACGUCCCUCAGAAGUGGUCUCCAGCAGUGAAAAUAUGACCAGGGACUUUGACAAUUCGACCAGGGACUUGUCUGUGAAGACCUUACAGCAAACUGCUCUUGAAGAAACUGACUGUCCCUUCCAAACCACAGAAGCAAGUCCUACUGUUACACCAGAGACACUGGGUUGUGAUUUUGAUUCGGAUAAAGUCAACUCUACUGAUGAAGUCUUACCUAGAACUGUAUCUUCCCGUCAGCACUUAAGGAGAGACUUUAGUAAUGUAAGUAAAGCCAGUUCAAGAGAGGAGCCGUCCUUGGAGGUUAAAAGAAGUAGAUGUAAAGACCUAACUGUAACCCUGCAUAGACUUGACAACAUAGAACAAAAUGUUUAUCUGUGGAACAAAGAGCAAAUUAACUUAUGCCCUAGACUGAUUAGCCCAGCAAAGAUUACUAAAACACAAGAAGCCAUUUCAUCAUCUAAACCUGAACAAAAAGAGAUCAAGCAUAAACGAGCACAAAAAAGAAGAGCAGAGCAUAGAAGAACCAACCAGAGAUGCAAGUCAAACUUCUCAUUGAGGAGUAAGGGCAGCAGAGGCAAAGAAAAGCGGGCUUUACCCCGGAAUUCACUGGAUGGGUGUGUUGGUUCCAGUGAUGCUUACGAUUUUAAUCUAAAAGAACGUGUUCACCACACCCCUUUCCGACAAAAAAUGAAGGAUGGCUCCAAUAGAGAAACCGACAGCAUCAACUCAGAAGUGAGUGCAUGCAGUACCUCUGAGGGCGAGUCUGACGACGACGACCCCUAUCUGCCUCCUUACAAGCGCUUGCAAGACUACACAGGGUCAGAGGAACCAGUUACCAGGCCUCGCUCUAAAAGAGGCUCUACCUACCCAGACGAGAAAGCGGUGGAGGAGGUGCUGCCACCCACAGCUCCCACUGGUACCCCACCUGAGACUCAAGAGUCACCUCACCGAGGCCUUAAGGAUGUCACCAAUAGCUUGCGGCGUCCAAUAGUGAAAAGCAGGAAGCUUUCUCUGGCUCCAAAACGGCAUGAAGACAGCCCAGCAGUGUCUCUGCGCAGGUGUACCACCAUCAUAAGCUAUAAAGAGCCGACACUCAAUUCGAAGCUAAGAAGAGGGGACCCUUUUACAGACUUGUGUUUCUUGAAUUCUCCUAUUUUCAAGCAGAAAAAGGAAAUGAGACAUCGUAAAAGAACAAAGUAAACACAAUAACUGCUUUCAUUGGAUACUGUUGGAGGUGAUCCUUCUCUUUUGCCUAAUAGAGUGUUGUGAGAGUGCGCAAUGGGCAGAGCCAUCCCGUGUCAGGCUUUGGGUCAGGAGUGUCCCUUGGACCUAGACUUUGUAUGGAUUACUACCAACAUCUAAAACUUCUCUGGCAUCUGUAUUUUUUCCUUAAGCAGGAGACUUGCAGAGUAGAAAACUUAAAUAUGAUGUAGCUACUUCAUAAAUCCUUAACACCACAGUAAGACAUACCAUAAGUGGGUAAGGAUCCCUUCUGUCAUUGUGAUUCUUCCUGGAAAAAUGCAUAUGGAAUUGUGAUUAAGAGAAUGAAUGAAUUGGGUUCCAGAACAAGGUAACUGUUGUGAACUGUGAAUACAGUGCUAUUCCUCAGCAGAAUAAUACCAUGUCAUGAACCUCGGGCUAGUGCUUCGUGUGGUCAGUCUACAGUGUAAAUGUGUAAAUAAAGGGGGCUUCUGGUUUUGAUCUAUGGGGAAAAUAUAAGUAUCCAGUUCAGAAAAGUGAAUCUCUACCUGUGUAUGUAUGUCUUUAAAACUAAAGCAUUGUAACUGGUCCGUUUUUAAAGAAAGAUGAAGUCUAUGAUGACCAGCUUCUGCUCUUAAUCAGGUAAUCGUGAUUAUCUUCCUUUCUGGCCUUUGCCACUCCCAGCUUAGCUGGACCCUCUUCUGUCUUCCCUGCCAACGUUCCCUUCUUUUCCCAUUAGAUUUGUCCGUCAAGUUUUCCCACCUGGGCCUCCAGGGCCAACAUCAAGACAUUUCAAUUUUCAUUAAUUCAGUAGUAGAACAUUUGCCUCACAUGGGCAAGGCCCAGGGAUAAAUCCCACCGCAAACAGGAGAUUUUUCUAACUUAUCAGAAGGGCCAUCUGGUGUUCAUCUCAGAUUUGCCCCACAUCUGCAUUACUUCCUACAUCUGCCAUCAAACUGAGAGUCCUUUCUUUGUCACUCAUGUGCAUCCCUCUCACCCAUCACAGCCUUUUAGCUGCUGGUUUUUAUAGUGCUGAGGAUAGGACCCACAACCCUGUGUGUGAUAGGAGUAGUCAUAGCAGUCGUCAGCCACUACAUUUAUCAUUUUCUAAUGUCAUGGUACCUUGAAAGCAACCAUUUUAGCUAAAAAUAAAUGCAAUUAAAAGUCCAGUCUCAGUCUCAGUUGUCCUCAUGUAGCUGUGAUUACCUUAGUGAAGCCUAUGUAGAGAUAGGCUAUGUCUAUUUAAAGCUGGUGCUAGACCUUUAGUUUUCUUCGCCUUUUCCUAUUCUUGCUGUAGUGCUUACUCAUGGGCUAUUAAGGAGUUUGUGUCAACAUUUUUAUAAAAUAUGUAUUGUAUUAUAUAUGUUGUACAUACCAUUUAUGAUGGACUUAAGAGUUCGAGACCUCCCUGGUUGUUAGAUAAAGUUAUUUCUGUUGUUGUAUAAUAUUAUAUAAAUAAACCAGACUUAAUGACCACUUUU
Messenger RNA from Rattus norvegicus (Norway rat), 3461 nucleotides. The record is from RefSeq and is a predicted model, not a curated record. Lineage: Eukaryota; Metazoa; Chordata; Mammalia; Rodentia; Muridae.